CCUCACGUCAGACUCCCCUCUGCCGCCCUUUCCCAGCUUCGAAACAGCAUACUCGCACUCCCUCUGGGGCCCAGGGAUGGCGGCAUCACGACAGCAACACCCUUGGUCAAGCGCAGCAGAUGAAGAGAGCGACCCAGGAGGUGAGCCUGCCUGCACGUCCAGAUCCCCCAGUGAGAGACAAUCAGGCUGCUGCCCCCAGCCGACCAUGCAACGCGACGAAGACCGGCCAUACUGCCAGGACAAGACGCUGGACGAAACGGAUGAAAAGCAGCUGCCAAGCAACAUUGCCUUCUCCAACCAUGCUGAUCUGGCAAAAGCUCCCAAAGAAGGCGACAUUUGCGGUACUCUCGACGAGAUCCUCAAGGCAUGCACGACGCCAUUCAACAAGGCAACAUGGCAUGACCGGAUGAAGGAUUUGGAGGAGCACAUGCACCGAAUUGGGGUGGAGGAAGGACUCCCCUUGGGCGGUGCUGCGUACCUCAAGCACUUCCUCGAGGAGCUAGAUCAGAGACUUGCAGCUACUGUCUGCAGCAUCUUUGGUGAGGCCGCACACGACGACCGUCUCCACAACUUGGCCCAGGAAUCGGGACGAUUUGGACACAAGCUAUUGCGAAUCCUUGAGAAGCGACUUCAGCCCGAGGGCAGCUGGGAAGAGCUUUACCUGUUGUGGCGUCUCAAAGAGCUGGCGCUGUCCCAGGGCAAAGUCGAUGAUGCCAUCGGACGGAUUGAAGCGUUAGCGUUUCACGCCUCGCAGAUCGGUGCCUCCCAUCUCGGAAACACUCAAGUGCUCCGUCCUCCUCAGUAUGACUGGCAAGCAGCAAAAGUUCCUCUCCGCAUGGGAGCUUCGACAGAUAUCAUCAUGCAGCAACUGGGACAUCGUCUCUCGGACGCUCUCUUGGGCAGAGCGAACUUGCAGCCGGGACGGAAUGCCUCGACGAGCACAGCACUAAGAGCGUCGACACCGGUCCUAAAAUGUGCCUUGGCAUCCGCUUCUGAAAACCUCGCGCAUCCACACGAGCUUCCUUUCUUUCUGCACUCUGUCCACUGCACCAAGAGUAGAGCUGGCCGCUUCCCCGAGCUUCUCGCAUGAGGUCUCCUUCCUCUCGAAAGGAACCGACCUGGCCCCAUGCACUUCUAGCUUUUUCCUCGCGCUGUAUGACCCACCCGGCCAGCAGUGCCGAAUGUCAGCACUUCCCCCGCGCCUCCCCUUCACUAUCUUUCCCCAAUUCAGAAAUGAAUCAAGCG
Molecule: messenger RNA, 1245 nt
Organism: Microstroma glucosiphilum
Lineage: Eukaryota; Fungi; Basidiomycota; Exobasidiomycetes; Microstromatales; Microstromataceae
Exons: 1
Coding region: 77-1090 (337 amino acids)
Source: RefSeq, a predicted model, not a curated record